Zingiber officinale is the source of this 1251-nucleotide messenger RNA. RefSeq lists its product as uncharacterized. The transcript is spliced from 3 exons. NCBI's taxonomy places the organism in Eukaryota, Viridiplantae, Streptophyta, Magnoliopsida, Zingiberales, Zingiberaceae. The record is from RefSeq and is a predicted model, not a curated record. The coding region runs from base 1 to 1251 and encodes 416 amino acids.
AUGGGGGUCAAAAGUCUGACCUACGUGGAGGUCGAAGAGCUUGUUUACGGGAUCAGCAGUUUCGUCACCCCCGUCGUCAUCCGCUCGUGGGAGUCUUUCGGCGGGUUGCCAGGUCAUCCAGGAGGCCCGACGACUUUCCGUCAACACCGGCAACACCGCGACCGCCUUCAUCUGAUUCAGCUUCCGGACGGGAUCAAUUUGGCGUCGACUGUGAGAACACAACUACCUGUUCCGGAGCAGGAAGAUGGAGGAGUCGGGUCGAAUCAAUGUCACCAUGACCGCGGGAGAGAUUUUAAGACCGUCUUCUUGCGUCACUUCUCUAGUAGCAGGAAGUACCAGAAAACAGAUCAUUGCCUCUUCGCCCUUAAGCAGGGGUCAGCCGAACCCCUACGGAGCUAUAUCAAGCGAUUCAAUCAAGUAGCUCAGGACGUUUCAUCAGCCACUUCGGAGAUACUGAUGAGCGCCUUCUAUCACGGACUGGCAGAGGGGGAGUUCUUCCGGGAUCUUAUUCGAGAUCCAGUUAAGAAUUUUGAUAGCAUGCUGGAAAGAGCGGCCAGUUAUAUUAACGUGGAGGAGGCCCAAGCUGUUCGAAGGAAGGCAGACCGGACGCCUGCCGCUGUUAACAAACCGGAGAGGCGAACACCUCAACAAUCAGCCCAACCCCUUCCCCGAGCGCGGGAAGUCAGGCCUCUCUUUCAGCUCGGUCAGGAAAUUAGACCGGCACCACAAGUCUCGGCAGUUCAUGCCUCCCAACUUGGACCAUGGAACUCCCGGUACUGCACCUAUCAUCGAUCUCGUACUCACGAUAUUAACCAUUGCUUUCAGUUCGCUCGAGAUUCUAGGCGAGCUGCUGAGCUAGGGUUACCGCCUCCUGAGUUAGCUCCUCAAAUACUCAAAAUGAUGGAGGAGCAGCGCGCCGCAGCCGGGUCAGGAGGUCGACCCCACCCCGACCCAGCGGGAUCCAAUGCCCAGCAACCCGGUCGGGUUGGGGAACCAGGAGAAGAUCGGGAAGCCAAAAAUCGCAGCAAUGCGGUCGUUCGAGAGAUAGCCAUGAUCUCCGGAGGCCCAACUAAUGGAGAUUCGGGGAGAGCGCGCAAGUGCCAUGUGCAUCGCUUGGAGGUCCACACCGUCGGAUGCAGACAGGAGCAGGCUGUUAGCCCUUUCAUCAGCUUCGGACCGCAAGACCUGGAAGGUCUGGAGCUGCCUCAUGACGACGCUCUUAUCAUUAAGGCCAUUAUUGCCAACAGCUGA